AUGAGUGCCAAUAAGCGGCUCAGCAAGGAUGCCACAGCACUUAGAGGAGCUGCCCUCGCAUUUGGCAAGCCACCUGUGAAACCGAAGCCGAAGACCAAUACAUACAGCGGGAACAAUGGUGCUCUUGCUGCGGCUACUAAAGCCGGGGCUGGCGGAUCGAAUCAGACACCCUCGAACAAACCCUCUGAUAAACCCUCCGUCUCCAAGUUCGAAUCCGCGAUCGUGAAUGAACAAAGACCAGGCUGCAUGGGGUUGGACGGGAGUCCGAGUAGAGAAUAUGCCAAACAGGCAGAGCGAAGCCCUUCUAUACACCGCAUACAGCAGAGUGAACCUGGGGGGAAUGGAUUACUUCGAGUAGACCAGGCAAAGUCAGCAUCAUACAUCGCUGCCAAUCUUGCGGCGUCGAGAUCUCCAACUGCCAGUCCUGGACUAUCUCCAAAUGUUACAGGGAAUCAAUCAAGGUCGCCCAUGAACUCUGCGAGGGAAAUGGGAACUACACAGAGAUCUCCAUCUCCAUUGAAAAGCAGCAGUUCAUCGAGGAGUUCCGACCAACCUCUAGAUACCUCCUCUAUUCCACCCACGACGUCUUUAAUAAAUAUGUUUGAGAAAUCCAAGAUGAGGCCCAUCAGUCUACCUGCACCAAAGAAGCCUGUUGUUACUGCUGCGCAAAUUGAUGACUCCUCUCCGAACAGGCAGCAGACUCGCGUGCCUGCGAGAGCACGCACACCUUCUCCCAGGGCUAAACCAAAGAAACCAGAAUUAAAACCUCGAGUGCGUACUCCACCACCAACUACAAAAACCCAGAAGCCAGAUAUGAAGCCAAAACCACCGUUGCCAGUUGAAGAAGCUCGUAGUACUAGCACACCAGAAAAACAUAGCAAGGCGAAAAGUCCUUCAGUGGCACCCGCAAAGGGAACAUCGGUUCCAUCCAGCCCACUUCCAGUUCCAGAAAUUAAGAAGGUGGAGGAGGAGGAAGAAGAAGCUUCUUCUGACGAUUCUUUUGUAUCAGCCUCCGACUAUAAUGUAUCGGAUUACAAACCCUCGUUUCGAGCGGAACUACAAACCCAGCAAAGACGCUUAAACUCCUCGUCAGGGGCAUCAACCAAAUCAUCCGUGACUGUUGACUCAUUAGCCAACGCUAUCGUUGCCAGUAGCCUGGCAUCUUCCAGAGCCGCCUCGCCUGCUAUAAGUCUUCCUCCUGUCCCACCUCCUGCUCGCCGAGGGGCGAGGAGUCAUCUUUUUCACAGUAGUACCAACCCUUCAAGAUCAGCCAGUCCCCAAAAGGUUGAUAAGAAGCCUACUGGACUCAGAACUACGAUGAGAAAACCACCCAAACCCGAUGAAGAAAUUGACGAAGGCGCUAAACGUCGAACGAAAAAAGCUCAUAUCAUGAAGAAACAUCCCAACAAACAUCACGAGGGCGAUCGAAAGCGCUGGCGGGAUGAACUCACUGAACGUGAGCGAAAAAGAUAUGAAGCUGUUUGGGCCAGUAACAAGAAUUUGUACAUGUCGCCUUCCACUCCAGCUGCUGAAACCUCAGUGUGCAAUCUUGUUGUCCGGGAUAUUUGGUCUAGAUCGAGACUUCAUGUUGCUGAACUCGAAGAAGCUUAUCAACUCGUUGAUGGUUCCGGUAAUGGGUGUCUGAAUAAAGAGGAGUUUGUCGUUGGACUGUGGUUGGUGGAUCAGAGGUUGAAGGGGAGGAAGUUGCCCAUUAGGGUUAGUAAUAGUGUGUGGCAUAGUGCGGGGGCCAUGGCUGGCUCCAGGGCUAAGACCGUGAAGCAAUAUGGGCGUUGA
This is a messenger RNA of Hymenoscyphus albidus, 1794 nucleotides long. Lineage: Eukaryota; Fungi; Ascomycota; Leotiomycetes; Helotiales; Helotiaceae. The record is from the annotation of a GenBank genome assembly.